Prorocentrum cordatum is the source of this 264-nucleotide messenger RNA. The record is from the annotation of a GenBank genome assembly. NCBI's taxonomy places the organism in Eukaryota, Dinophyceae, Prorocentrales, Prorocentraceae.
GCGUCGCUGGCGGAGCUGCACGAGCUCGAGGGGCUCGUGAGGCAGUGCCACGAGGACGUGUCUGCCGCCAGCGCGAUCGCGGAGCGCAUGGCUGCUGAGCUGCUCGAUGGGCAGGACCCGGAGGCCGACAGGCAGCGGUUGCAGGCCGCCCAGGACGCGCACGAGGCAUUGCGGCUGGAGGUCGAGGCCAUCACGAAGGCCUGCGAGCAGGCCCUGGCGGAACGGGACCGCGCGAAAGAGGCGCUGGUCUCGGUUCAGGACCAG